CGUGCACAAAAUAAUAACAAAAAUGGAUUUCUUCCAUGUGAUGUAUGGAGAUAUAAUCCGGAGAUAUAUUUGUGUCUCUUGAAUACCUUUAAACGGUUUAAGUGAUGUAAUAUAAGUGUAUUUUGUUAGAACGAAUAGCUGUUCCGAUAAAGCGAAACAAUGGAAUGAAAUGGUUUAGUUUGGCAACCAAGGUCCAGGUGAUUGAACUCUUGUAGGCCCAGGUCAUUAAACGACCAGGCUUUUACUGAAGUGUCAUAAUGAGAUAAAACUAAUGUAACUGGUACUGUUUAGUAAAGCCGUUUUACCCAAGGCACAAUUUCUACAUAAAAUAUCCUAAAGACAAAAUGCAUUGUCCUUCGUUAUUUCAUUAAGGACGAACAUUUCGUGAAGAAUCGUGAUGUGUAUGCUGAAGAACAAUUUCGAUCAUGACGAUUUAAAACUGUAAUUAUUCAUAUUUCAUUGAGAGAAAGUUACAGUAUUUGUAGAAUAAAUUUAUAAAAGUUUCCAAAACAUAAAAUGGCUUAGUCUGGUGCGGCAGUCUGUGUGUAAUGGAUAUACAUCGAGCACAAUGUGCUGAACAAAGAAUGGAAGCACAUGAAAUGUCUUGAAACACAAAAACGUUACCGCUUUGUCUCUUGAUUGUAAACAUUAUGUGUGUCAGCUUGAGAGAUUUCAUUUAUGAACAUAUGACGUUCUGCUAAAGAUUCAUUGUGGACUUUGGUGAAUGUAUGCUUCUGCAUUUGACUUGAGACCUCUACCUGGAGAGAUGGUGGUGAGCCGAAGUGAUGUUAAAAGAAGGCGUAAGGAGGGGAAUGUCCUGGAGGAAUCCAUACAAGGAAGCCCUAAGAGAACAAAGGUCCAUGCUCAACGGAAGUUUGCACAAGGAUCUUCCAACAUGAGCAGCCCUGCACUGACUCCGGUUAAAGAUAAGGACAAGGUGAAAACCAAUGGCAUGGUGUUGUCACCAGAACUUAUACCUGCUAAGAGGCCGAAGACAGAAGAUUUUCUCACAUUUCUCUGUUUUCGAGGAACUCCAAUCUUGCCACCUUGUCUUGAUUUCUUCAACAUUGCAACAGUGCAAGAGACUCCUGAUGAGGAACAAGGCUCAUCUUUAGGUGAAUGCAGUAGAGAGAGCACCCGUAACAGCAGAAUUGCUUCGGCAUCUGUGGGGAGCAACAAGCUGCAGAGAUCUGCUGAUAGAAGUGUUACUGAAGCAUCAACAGCUUCUGGUGUUAUCAAGAAGAUUUACAGAUCAGAAGGUGAUGGCAGGCGUAAGCCAUCAACAGCUGUUCAAGCUUUGAGAAAAAAGUAUCAAGAACAAAGGCUGGCCAAGCAGAGAGCUAGUACACUUAAGAAGUUGGCUCAGAAAGUUAAGGGGAAGAAUAUGGUGCGAACACGAUCUUCGACACAUAAUGAGGAAAUUCCACCAAGUAUGAAUACUAAACCAUCAAGAGGAACUGUAGUGAAGAAGGCUGUAAGAAGUAUGAAUAUUGUGCAGAGGAAAAUCAAGUCUACAGCAAAACCUAGCCUGCUGACAAGGAUGCAUACCCGAAAAAAGACAGUAAUGAAGACUAGGACCAGCAAGUCAACAGUAAAUUCCAUGAGGAGGGAUGGCCUCCGUAGUGGUGGCCAGUUGCCACCAGGCAGUGAAGCUGGCCUCAAGAGUGAAAGGGUUUUGAAACAACCAGAACAGCAGCAACAACCCCGAUUCAAACCAGUUGCAAAAAAGAAAAUAGAAAAAUGUAUGAGCAAAACAUUUGCAAGUUCAGUAUCUGACUUUUCAUCUGAUGAUGACCAGCCAUUAGCCAAAAAAAUGAAAGUGAAACCUAUUGAACGUGCAUCUUCUAGUCGACAGCUUGCAAGGAAGGUCAUCAAACGAAUUGUAUCUAAAAGGAUGAAGCCAAGGAUGAUAACUAGAUCACAGCAGCAACAGCAACAAGUCCCAGAGAAGGAACAAACAGAAACAAGACUUUACACCAGGCCUUCUCGUAAAACAAAGGAAGCUGCAGCAAUAUAUAUGGAAUUGCUAGGCAGGAAGCUUAUCACACCAGAAGCAGAAGUAGAUGAAGACUCACUGUCCAUUGACAGUUUUCCAGAACUUCCCAAUGCAAGACGAUUUGAACAACGAGAAAGUGAAAUUAAGGCACGAGCAUAUGAAGAAAGAAAAGAAGCCCAGCAGCCAAAGGAGGAUGCUAAAACAGUAGUACCUCAUAAAUCAAAAAUAACAAGUGAUACUGCUGUUAACAAACAGAAGCAAAUUAAAAUUGUAAAAGCCAAAAAACUGCCCAUGAGGAAUAGAAAACUACCUUUACAGAAACCAGCACUUUCAAAGAACACUGAAAGAGUUAAAUCAUUGCUGAUACCAGAUAAUCCAAAUAAAAAAGAAUCUGUUAAUAUUAAAGAAAAUGUGGUGAAUAAAAAACAGGAUGGAACAGGGCUGCAAGUGAGGCCAAGGAAAAUAUCUGCUAGACUACAGAGUGUUGAUAAUCAGUUUAAUGAAGAAGGAGAAGCUGACAGUGAUAAGAUGAGGCCUCCAUAUGCUCCCCGUCGCAGUUUGAGAAGAGGCUCUCGUGAAGCAGCACAGGAUUGCUGUGAUACAAUCCAGCAAGAUAUUCAUGAUGUGAUUCAUCAGGCUUCAAAUUCAGAAAGUCCAUCUGCAGGUACUGUACCAUCCAAGCAUCUGAGUAAGAAGAUCAAGCCAGUACCAUCCCAACCCUCUUCUUCUCCUCUCAUAAGAGGCUUAAGAAAAUGUUCCAGAUCUCAAGAGAAUACCAUGGACGUUUCAGAAGAGACAUUCAGCGAUUCUGAUGAAGAACCACUUGGGAAACUCUUUUUGAAGCAUUCAGUUACAAAAAAGCUUAGUGAUGAAAUUAAUGCUAGUAAAGACACCAUAGCAGAAGAGAAGAGUGAAGCAGGAGGAGAAAGGGAUGAAGUUAUUAAUAAAAAGGGUAGCAAAAAUGAGAGUAAGGCUUUACUUUUGGUUUCUGAUGAUACAAAGAAGAAAAAUGUGACUGUGAAAAAUGAACAAGUUUUGAAAAUUCCUAUGUUCCCAGCACACAAGGGAAAUGAUAAUAAGAUACAACAGCCAGGUGAGGAUAUCUCAAAAAUCAAAGUCAUGGAGGUUGUGGAAGUUACUGACUCCAGGAAUAAAGAAUUAUCAAAGAGAAAAAGUGAAGAUGGUACUAUCACACAGAACACAGAAUCACUGCUUAGAAGGAGUGAGGACAAUCUUAUUACUAAAGGUAGAGAAGAACUACAAUAUGGAAAGAGUGAAGCUGUUAAUUCCAGAAACAAAGAAAAACUGCUUAAGAUAAUCGAUGAUACUGCUAAGAAAGAAGAGAUAAUACAAAGGAAGAACAAAGAAAUUUCUUGUACUAAGAACAGACAGUUGCAAUUGAGAAAGAGUCAUAUUGCAAGAAAUAAAGAUAUUUCAAACAGAAGGAAUGAGGAAAGUGAAAUUACUAAGUCUAAUAUAAUGCCAAAAGAAAAUUAUAACGUUCUUCUUAAAAAUAAGGAAAUGUUUUAUGAAAGUGGUGGAGAGGAUGCUAAAAAUGAAGAAAUAUCACAAAGAAAGACUAGAGAAUGUGUUAAUGCUAAAUACAAAGAAACGCUUUUGAAAAAGAACAAUGAAUUUAGCACUAAGAUUAAAAAGGUGGCACUCAGAAAACCAGAGGAUGAACUUCAGACUAAGAAGAAAGAAAUGGUGCUGAGAAGUUGUGAAGAACUUCAUGACAAAAUUAAACAUACAACAGUUAGAAAGAAUGGCGGUGAGCUUAUUACCAAAAGAAAUGAAAUAUUGCUGGAGAAGAGUGAGGAAGAUAGUAUUAAAGGUACAGAAAUAACCCAACAAACAAAAAAUGAUUUGAAUAACAAGAAGAUAAUUGUCCCAGCGAGAAAGAUUGAACAUGCUAACAGUAAGAACAAAGAAGUAGACAAUAGGAACUGUGAAGAGAUCCUUAAUACUAAAAUUGAAGGUGUACCACUGAAAAAGAGUGAAGAAAAUAUCUCUAAGAACAUAGAAGCUUCACAAAGGAAGAAUAUAGAUGAGAUUAAUAAGAUUAAACAGAUACUACAAAGAAAAUCUGAAAAUAUGGGUACAACAAAUAAAGAAAUACCAUCCAAGAAGAAUGAAGAUCUUAGCACUUUAAAUGAAGAAAUUUUACCUAGAAGUAGUGAGAAUUUUGUUGAGAAUGUACAGAUACUGCCUAGAAAGAAUGAUGAUGUUAAAACCAAGAUGGCAGAAGUACCAUCAGUAAAGAAUGAAGAUUGUUUAUUUGGAGUUGAAGCUCCAAAAUCAUUCAGUGAUAACAAAUAUUUAUUACAGAAUACAUGGUUCAAGUCAGAAUACAUCUCAGCUGAUGAUAAGAAAUUUCAACAGCCAACAAAAUCUUCUCUUUCAUUUGCAGAUGUUGAACCAUUAACAAAGGGGAAAAUCGCCACAGAGACAAAAGAAUUAGUUGGAAAAGUGAUUAAUAGCAAAGAAGAAAAAUUUGAACCACACAAGGAGAUGAACACAUCAAAUAAAGUUAAAAAUGUGAUCAGUAGAUUUGGAAAUGAGAUCUUGGGUAAUAAUGGAGUAGACAGUGCAAAAUCUUCUCACGUUUUGAGAAGAAAUUUAUUGCAAUUAAAAGCUGAGUCACAAACUGUAAAAUCUGAAAAACAAAUUGUCAGUAAUGUUAGUAACCUUUCUAGGAGUAAUAAAAUUGUUCCAGUUUCUAAUAAAAUAACUAUUUUUAAUACUGACAAGAUAUUACAUAACAUGCCGAUAUCAGUUGACAGUUGUUCAUCAGAAAAGAAUGCCAGUAUUUCCAAGUCAGCUGAAACUCAUGUUCAGAGUCAAGUAGUGUCACAUGCUGGAAUUAAAACUUCCCCAAAAGGUGUUUGGGACAGCAGUGAUUCUGAAGAUGAUAUAUUGACGAAGUUGCCCGAGGGACAAGUAUCUUCACUGUUGAGCAAUAGUCUGUCAGCAAUGAAAGAAGAGCCUCUAUCCAAAUGUCCUCCUAAUACAAUUUUACCCACAAAGGAUGCUGUUUUAAAACAAGACAGCAAGACAACAGCAGAGUUUGAAGACAUUCCUCCUGAACAGGUGUGUGGAGGUGAAAAUGGAGCAAAAGUUGAAACUAAAACGCUUAUGAUUAGUCAUAUACCAGUUGCAAACAAAGUGGAACUGACAUCAGUUACAGGGGCAGCCAUAUCAAAAAGUGAUAAUAAAACCAAGGAGAAGUAUACAGAGUUGAGAGUUAUGGAUUGCAGAAAAGGUGUGGAAGUUAGAAGAGGUAAAAUUGGCCCUUCAAGUCAAGCACUGAGAUACCAUGCCAAAUCAAAUGCUGUACUAAACAGAGAACCUACAUUUAGGGACAAAGUAAAAGCAAAAGUGAACAUGUCAAAUGAACAGAUUGAGAAAUGGCUAAAUGAAAGUUACAUUGAAGAAUCAGAUUCUGGGAAUUCAGUGUUUGAUAAAUGCUUGAAGUCCAUGGGUGAAGAAGGUGAAACUUUAAAUAACAUUGAUUUUAUUGAUACCACAACAACCAAGGAAUAUGAUUACAGGACCAACCCCUUAGAAGAAGAGCUAAAGUCAGGAAAAGACAUGUCAUCAUACUUGAGAGAGAUUGAUGAUGAACAUUUAUACCAAUCUGAUAAAGAUUUCCCAUUUUUAGGGGAAGUAUUUCCACAGAAAGUUGUUGAAUUACCAGAAGUAACUCCUAAGUUCACUGUUAACUUUAAAAAGAGCAUGUCACAUGAUGUAGCUCUUGUCAGACCACAGUCUUCUGCAGAGAGUUUGUUGAUGUUGGAUGAAGGAAGAGAUUCAAGAACUAGCAAAAACAGUGUCAGUUCACUAGUCAAGGAACCAAAGUCUGUUGGUGUGAAUGCAGUUCCUAUUAGUCGGCAAAAAAUUGAAGUGAGGAGUACAAGAAAUCAGGAAGAAAAUGAAGAUGAUACUAACAAGGAGGAAGCAGCUGUUGGAAAAUUGCAAAGUAACAUAUGUUCAGCAUCAGCAUUACAACAUGAUGUAAGUGAACUAAGUAUGCCAAGGCCUUCAUAUAGUAAGAGAGACAAAAACCAGAGGUAUGAUGAAGAGCAGACUCAUAAUGUUCAGUCACAAGAAGACAUACAUGUUAUUGAAGAAAAGUUUAAUAAAUUAAACCCAGAAGCAAGGAAGCAGGAAGUAAAUAUUACACAUCACAACAUCAAGUCACAGCCUAUGCAGGAUCGAGGAGGGGAGAAAAAGCCCAUAUUCCAGCAACGACGUUCAUUCCCACAUAAAAUUAAAGAACGCAAGGAUUUGACUCCAAGUGCAAAUGCUUUCUCUCCAGAGAAUGAAAGCAGUGUUUAUGCAUUUGAAUCAGAACCAGAGUUACCACCGGUCAGUACACCAUUCAGGCGUAGGGCAAGAGACAGUCGAACAUCUAGUACAACAACAUCAAAAUCAGAGGAAGACUUGGCACGACUGGAUGAUGAAACAACACCACCUCCAUCAGCAGUCCAAAUGACAUUGCAAACCGUUCAGUCACCAACAUUGCAAACCAUUCAGUCACCACCAGUACAGACAGUCCCAUCAUCAACAGUGCAGACAGUCCAGUCUGAACGGCUUACAUUGCCUGUUGUUGGGCAACCUAUACAAACUUUGCCUUUGUCAACAGCCAUAGUACAAAUUAUACCAACUCUUCCUAUAACCAUGAGGCCUGUACAGGUUGAAAACUAUGUAUCAGCACAGCAGCAACAACAGCAGCAGCAAGUGCUCCUGUUACAGAAUGACGCAGUAAUGACAACGUUAAAAACUGGAUGCACCAGUAGUGCAUCUAUUGCUGUUCAGGUAAAUUUAGAUAAUGAACCCAGCCUUGAUGCAUCAUCACAAAAUAUAUUAGCAUCCCAUCCAGCAACUCCAGAACCUCUGCUUCAACGAAGCAUGGAGUGCUCCACGCAGACAGAUGUGGCAGAAGAGGAGGAGGAUGACAAUGAGGGGCAUUUGUUCUAUAUCCCACUGCAGCAUCCUACUGGGACAGGAGGACCAUUGGCUACACCAACACAACAGUUAAUACAAGGUGUUGCAGUCAAACUAGGCACAGAAGGGCCAACAGGACCAAAUCAGCGUGUCAUUAUGCGAGCGAAACUAGUCACUAAACCACCGACCUUCAACCGCACAGCAGUGGGUAUUCAAGAUGGGAAUACAACUGGUAUUGGAAGGUCCCUGCUCACUGCACAGCACCAAAGAUCAACUGGAAUGUUGAUGAUGGAACAGAAGAAUAUUUAUGGUUCUGCAGUUGGGGCAUCCUCACCUGCCACCACUGGAACAUAUCCGCCAGUUGGCACUGUUCAGCCGACUGCACGUGGUCGCCCACUUGUUGUUCCAUCAAGCAACAGUGCAAGAAGUGAUGAUACGAUAGAUACAGUGUCAGAUAAUACAGAUGUUCUGAAGUUGUCUGAAACUGGUGGUAAAACUGCCGAUAUCUCUUUAGGUUUACAUACACGGCCUGAAGUGGACGAUACAGUGAACAAACCACUGGCCAUGGUCUCUGCAAAGCCAGUCGUUAAGCCCCAGCAGAAUGCAGUACCUUCCAUCAAAGAACAGAAAAUUCAAAGUGUUCUACCCUCUUCCUCACUUGAUGAUGUGGCGGCACCCAAGUUGCCUGUAAGCAAAAGUCAAGGAAAUGUAGGAAAGGAUCGAAGAAGUUCAGUGGAGGCGAACUCCCCGAAUACUUCAUCUACAUCAAAAUCGACAGCUGGAAGCAGUAAGCGGAGUUCUCAGAAAGCAAAAUCAAUGAACUAUGCAUGUAAACCAAGUAACACUACCAGCUUCCCAAGUCUGGGAAGUCCAGCGCAGAUGGUCGAAGCACCUGUCUUUCAUCCAUCAGAGAAAGAGUUCCAGGAUCCACUAGAAUACAUUGACAGGAUUCGACCUGUGGCUGAAAAGUUUGGGUUGUGUCGUGUUGUGCCACCACCUAAUUUUAAGCCUGAAUGUAAAGUGAGCGAUGACAUGCGCUUCCUAGCAUACAACCAGUAUGUUCAUAAGAUGCUGCACCGUUGGGGACCAAAUGUUAAGGAAAUGAUGGCUAUUAAGAAGUAUUUAGCUACACAGAGUAUAUCAUUCAGCCAUCCUCCUUGGAUUGGAGGCAUGGAAGUUGACUUGCCACGACUGUACAAAAUAGUUCAGAAUUUUGGUGGUUUGAAGGAGGUAAUUGAGAAGAAGAAAUGGCAUCGAGUUGCAGAUGGAAUGAAGAUCCCAAAAUCUGCACAAGAUAGAGUGACAAAGUUAGAUGAUAUAUAUUGCAAAUAUUUAUUGCCAUAUGACACGCUAUCACCAGAUGAAAGACAGAAACUGCUUGAUGAAGUGGAACAAGAGUGGACUGAGAGAGAGAAGCGAGCAACAACAUCAAUCAGUCCAGGUGGUAGCGAUAUGCCUGAGGAAGAAUGUGAAGGUGACACGUCAGAUGAAAGCGAGGAAUGCAUUGUAAAGGGACGCAAUAUGCCCUUAAACGCAUUCUACCGUAUUGCGCGGAACACAAUGAGCAUGUGGUUCCGUCAGGCUGAACCACCAGCAUCUGAUGUUGAGCAGGAAUUCUGGCGACAUGUGACUUUACGGCAGAGUCAUGUUUGUGUUCACACUGGUUCCAUCGAUUCCAGUGGCUGGGGAUAUGGUUUCCCAUGCUCUAAAAACAGCCCAUUUGCACGUCAUCCAUGGAAUCUUAAGGUUCUAACCAAUAAUAGUGGUUCAAUUCUGCGAUCUAUUGGACCUAUAAUGGGUGUUACUGUUCCCACACUCCAUGUUGGAAUGCUGUUCACUACGUGUUGUUGGUAUAGAGAUCCACAUGGUCUGCCAUGGGUGGAAUACCUUCAUACUGGAGCAAAUAAAAUUUGGUAUGGUAUUCCUGAUGAAUACAGUUCAGUAUUCAGAUCAUCUUUAACAAAACUUGUGCCCAGGUACUGCAGAAACAAGACAAUAUGGCUUCCAUCUGACACAGCAAUGGUUCCUCCACCCCUGUUGGUGAAGCAUGGUGUUUCAUUGUGUCACACAGUACAGGAACCAGGCCAGUUUAUUCUGGUGUUUCCACGUGCAUUUACAUCCAGUAUUUGCACAGGUUAUCUUGUGUCUGAGAGUGUCUACUAUGCACAGCCUAGCUGGCUCAACACAGCAGAGCAAGUGUUCAGGGAUAUUCAGAACAGCUGUGAACCUUCCAUGUUCUCUUUGGAGAGACUACUGUUCAGCAUUUCAACAGAUGGCAGAACAAAUGUAGAAGUUUUGAAACAGGUUCUGCCAAUGGUUCUCAAAAUCAGGCAGGAGGAACUAGACUAUCGUAAGCAGCUUUAUGCAUUGGGACUUAAGACAUCAGAACGUUUGCCGUUACCUGAAGUGAACAUUAAACGUCGUAAGGUUCGCCAAGCUCGUGAAGAGGAGGGAGAUUAUGAAUGUGAGAUUUGUCGAGCAAACCUCUUCGUAUCAUUGGUAACCAACUCCCAUGAAGAAGGAGUUUACUGUCUUCCUCAUGCAAUAGAACUUCUGACAGAGAAGAGGCAUCAUCUCAAGUACUGCAAACUCAUGUACACAUAUGAUCAGGCGGAAUUGAAUGAGCUGAUUCAGAAGCUGCGAGAAAGGAUUGAAGCAAAAAGUCAGAGGAAGUCACAAGGGAAGCACACCGCUAUUUCACAUAAACCAUGACCACAAACAUACAUUCAUUAAGGGGUGAGUAGUGAUUUGAAGAACCUGAAAUGUAGCUACUAUCACUGCCACUAGAAAUAACAUUGAUGUAUAAAUGAAUUUUUAAUCAUAUUGUAAGCAAGAAUUGAAUAUGUGAUGCUUUUGUACCUUAUUUUGACCUAGAGUUUAUUUAAGAAAAUGUAAGUAAAAAAGGAAGCAAUACUAGAAUAAAAUGAUUUGCAAUAUAAUGUAGUAAAUGCUACCAGGUGUUGUAGAUAGGGAUGUUUAUUUUCAUACAGACUUUUGAUUUUGUGCUUCUUUUUUGUACAAGAACUGUUUUAGGAAUGAAACAUAUUAACAGUAUAUCCAUAUUGUGUAAAUUAAGAAUUCUGGGGAAUACAUUCAGAGAUUUAAUUCAGAAAUACUGAAAUAGGUCUUGACAAAUUCUCUGUAGUUCUAGGUACCACCUCUAGAAAUGAUUAUUAUUGUUCAGUGGCUAUGAAUUGCGCAUUGUUUUUAUAUAAAUUUCAUACUAGGACAGACACAUAUUUUAGUAAUUUUCUGUGCAAACCCUGUACUAUUUAUCAGACUGUGAUAUGUAAUAAAAUUCAACAGGCUUUGCCUUCAUUAGAGACACUCAGAUGCAUGUACAAAGCAUCAGUCAGUUUGUGGUUUGAGCAAGAUUUUUACAAUAACCACUCAUAAAUGAAGUGUCCAUAAUAUACAUGUGUGUUGGCUGUGUUCAAUUUUAGGUCAUAAAAUUAUAUGAAUCACUGUGUUCUUUGCUUUUCUGCCUACUGAUGAUAUACUUCGAACAGAGAGGCUUCUGGUUAUGCCAUCAGCUGAAGUUACAGUUAAAAUGAUAGUCUUGCACUUGUUGUAUGUCUAUAACAUUUUCAUAAGGGUAUAUCAUACCUCAAGUAGGCAAUCUUAUGGAAGAAAAGAUGUAUGUGCUUUGUAAGAUCUUCAGUAGAGUGUUUCUAGUUCCCACAGUAUGUUAAAAAUAGAAUAUUGUAACUUUCUAAUGAUGACAUAAUGAUCUAUGUCAUUAUACUUAUAUGAUGAUGAUGCACCCUCCGGAUGCAGGUAUACCUUUUACAUAUUUGUAUUAAAUAACUAAUUAACCUUGUGCAGCAGAGUCCUUCAUGAGAAGCGACAGUCACCAAAAUGUCAAGAAAUUCCAUACAUUUUGCAGAACCAAAGGUUCACUGCCACUUACACAGAGGCCUGCCCUAAAUUUAUAUGGAUGUAGAAAAAUUUUAGAACAAUACUCCAACAUAUGCUAGGUGCUAUGGUGAAAAUGUUCAGCAGUGUGGUUACCCGGAACAUGAGAUUUGUUGAGCCCUGAAUGAAAUACAAGUUAAAGUUGGAACUUGUUAAGAAAAACGACCACUCUUCAUUGUCUGUGGCCAUUUACCAUAGGCAUUCUUGUGUGAUAUUAAUUUUGUAAUAUUUAUUGUACAAAGUCAAGCUCCCAAUUACGUGCAUGAAUGGCAAAAAUGGACACUGUGGAUGAGGUAGAACUUACAGAACUCAGAAAUGUUACACAUAUGAUUGUGCCUGUGGUCAGUAAGACAAGUGUAGGACUUUAAUUUUCAGAAAUAUAUUAUAAAAGCAACAAAGUUAAGUUUAUAAAAUUUUAAUAUUCAUAGUGCCAUUUUAAUAUAAUAACACUAAAACUGACUCCAGAUGAUUCACACAUCACAGGAUCCUCAUGCAGCUAAUUGAGGUUGUCUACAUUACAUUAAGUAAAAACUGUGUUAGUAACUCAAGCAAGUUGUUAGUAUGCACGAGUUUCUUUAAGCAUUGUAUUGAGUAUUGAGUCUUUAUAUCUGCAGGGCUAACUAACUAACUAACUCAUAGAACAGGAGAAGUUGAUAAUUGCUUAAUUAUUUAAGAAAUCCCCCACCUUUUAUGAAACCCGAAGUUCAUUAUCAUGUUCAAAAAAGUCUGCUGUUGAACCCUAUGCUGAACUCUUUAAAUCCAGUCCACAUCCUCACAUCCUGCUUCCUUAGAAUAAAUUUUAAUAUUACCCUACCAUUUGUGUCCACAUGUCUCAAGUAGUUUCUUAAAGUUUUAGAUCAAGUUUAUGUGCAUUUCUCAUAAACUUUAUUACUUUUUGUUUAAUUCCAGGAGGAUUAUUGUUGUUUAGGUAUGCCCUCUUUCAAGGCUUCUUGUGAGUGCACAUGUAAUUUUCAAAUUACUUUGUACUUUUAUUUUGUGAUUACAAGAGGAAUUACUUAUGAAAGAGGGGUGUUGGAUAUGAUGCCAAGCAAUAUUCUCAGAGUUCAAACAUCUGGGAACAACAGUAACAAAUCAAAACUGCAGUCACAGAGAUAUCAAGGGCAGAUUAAUGUUGGGGAAUGCUUGCUAUCAUUCAUUUCAAAAUUUUUGUCUUUGCAUCUGUCAUCAAAAUAUUAAAUAUUAAAAUAUACAAAACUGUAAUUUUGCUUGCUUUUUAUGGAUGUGAAACUUAGUUCUUACAUUAAAUGCAGAAAAUAUGUUUAACCUUUAUGAGCCGAAAGACACUGUAUGGGGACCUUUAAAGUAAAGCCGAGUGGCCGAACGACACCGUAUGGUGACUCGCAGUCCACGCGUGCGCACAGUGUUUUAAAAUCUAAUUUUAAGAUAGAAAUUCUUGUUCUACU
This is a messenger RNA of Cryptotermes secundus, 12282 nucleotides long. RefSeq lists its product as uncharacterized. The coding region runs from base 725 to 9655 and encodes 2976 amino acids. The record is from RefSeq and is a predicted model, not a curated record. NCBI's taxonomy places the organism in Eukaryota, Metazoa, Arthropoda, Insecta, Blattodea, Kalotermitidae. Gene Ontology annotation, cellular component: nucleus. Gene Ontology annotation, biological process: chromatin remodeling. The transcript is spliced from 22 exons. Gene Ontology annotation, molecular function: histone demethylase activity; DNA binding.